AUGGGUUACUUUCCGCUGCCAGCUAUCUACUGCUUGUGUUGGCUCUGUCUCGACGUGCUUCUCUGUACAGCGUCUAUCAUGCAUCUAUGCACCAUUAGCGUCGACAGGUACCUCUCGCUCCGGUAUCCAAUGAGGUUCGGUCGAAACAAAACAAGAAAAAGAGUGACAGUGAAGAUCGCCUUCGUGUGGAUGCUGUCAUCAGCAAUGAGUCUUCCAUUGGUUUUAAAAUAUUCUAAGAAUGCAGAUUCAGUUCUGAUCGACGGUUCCUGUCAAGUGCCAGAUAAUUUGUACAAGGCCAUCGGGUCCAUCAUCUCAUUCUACAUUCCACUGGGCGUGAUGCUGCUGACGUAUGCCUUGACAAUACAGCUCUUGGCGAGGCAGAGGAAGGGACUGGGAGCUGGCUGGGCACCCGGAUGGCUUGGAGCUCCUCCUAUUGGUCGACGCUGUACGUGGCGUAGGUUCCUAGGUCCUCGAGGUGGGACUCCACAGCAUUCAGCAGCUUCCACCGAGACUGAACUGCCCCCAAUAGAUACAAGAGACCUUUGGAUCCAAGAUUCAAGCGAGCCUGCCCCGUCAGCAAUGACAGCACUGCAUCAGUUUGGGGCAGAGAUGUUGCGUCUAUCUCGCGGCUUGGAAGCUUCUGCGGCGACAAAGCCACAAUACAGAGGGACGAACAUAUCUGAACGAGGUGGGAUGCUCACUCCAGGGUCUCUGAGCGUCUCAUCCAGUUCACCGUCGUCGAUGCUCCAAGACCGACGUAGACCUUCGUCUACAGGAGAGCCAAACACCCCACUUCAUAGGCCAAGAAGUGCGUCUGACGAUGAAAGUAAUGAAGGUCUGUUAGCUCCCGCAGCUUUGACCGCUAAAUCGCGUAGUUCCGAAGACGGUUUACUUUUGCCACCUCCAUGCACUUGUCCAUAUUUUGGGUCAGAAUCUACUCCACCCAGACGAACUACGGAAGUUAUUAUAGUUCCCGGUGGGGACAUUAAUGGAUGUAACGGGUAUCCUAGAAAUGGGAAUAUGAAAGAAGAACAGUCGACGCCAUUUUUUAGAAGGUCUAGUCGUGGCGCUGCGUCUAUGGUGACUUGGGACGAAGCGAAGCGAUUUCGCAGAGGCUCGAGUUUUGGAGGAGCCAGGACUACACUUUCGACUCCAAUCCGAAGUAUACGCGCCCAAAGAACUAUAGCCAGGUCACAGCAAGUGACUGCUAGUCCACAACGCCAAACGCCUAGAACGCAUCAUUCUAGAAAUUCAAGUGUUAUAUCCAGAAAUUCCUCCCGUCACGGCAGGAUCUUACGGUUAGAGCAAAAAGCAACUAAAGUUUUAGGGGUGGUAUUUUUCACGUUUGUAAUUUUGUGGGCUCCAUUUUUCAUUCUGAAUAUGGUGCCGGCUGUUUGCUCUCACUGCGAGGAGAGGAUCUCGCCAUGGGUGUAUGACUUCGCCUUGUGGUUAGGCUACGCCAGUUCGAUGGUGAAUCCAAUAUUCUAUACAAUAUUUAACAAAAUAUUCAGGCAGGCUUUUAAGAAGGUCCUCAUGUGUGGGUAUUGGAAAUCGACGAGGUAGCCGGCACCCUGGGAGCGCGUUCGUCCGACUUCUGAUCCUGGUAUCGGAGCGCUCUCAGUCAAUAGGAACAUCCGAUCUCAAUUUGUAUAAACUCAUUGAAGAGCUUUAAGUAUUACGCUUUUAGUUUUAGAAUGCAU
Molecule: messenger RNA, 1700 nt
Organism: Spodoptera litura
Lineage: Eukaryota; Metazoa; Arthropoda; Insecta; Lepidoptera; Noctuidae
Gene: 5-HT2B
Product: 5-hydroxytryptamine receptor 2B
Biological process (GO): G protein-coupled receptor signaling pathway
Cellular component (GO): plasma membrane
Molecular function (GO): G protein-coupled receptor activity
Source: RefSeq, a predicted model, not a curated record